AUGUCUGACAAAAUUGAAAUUUUGAAAUUCGCCGACAAGGACGGAGCUUACAAGAGAAAGGCCUCCACAUUCAGAGACUUCAUCUCCCGGACUCCCGGAUCGAAGUUUCCGCCAGAAGCCAACAGAUACCACUUGUACGUUUCAUUGGCAUGUCCAUGGGCACACCGUACUUUGAUCACCCGUGUGCUCAAGGGCCUUACGCUGUUCAUUUCUGUCUCUGUCGUUCAUUGGCAUAUGGACGAUAAAGGCUGGAGAUUCCCUACUAAGGAGGAGCUCGAGAAGUUGCCCAAGGGCGACGAAUCUUUAGGUACCGUUGAUCAUUUGUACGAUUUCGACCGCAUCAGACAAAUUUACUUCAAGGCUGAUCCAAACUACCUGGGUAGAUUCACUGUUCCAGUGCUCUGGGAUAAGAAGUCGGAGACCAUUGUCAACAACGAGAGUAGUGAGAUCUUGCGCAUGCUCAACACCGAGUUCAAUGAUUUGGUGGAUGCCAGCCAUGCUGAAGUGAAUCUCUACCCUGAGGAGUUGCAGGCUCAGAUUGACGACAUCAAUUCCUGGGUGUAUGACACCAUCAAUAAUGGAGUGUAUAAGGCCGGAUUCUCUACGUCCCAGUCUGUUUACGACAAGGAGGUUGCUACGUUGUUUGAGCAUCUCGACAAGGUGGAGGCUAUUCUCAAGAAGAAUGCUGACAAGAGCGAGAAGUUUUUGAUCGGUAAUCAGUUGACUGAGGCCGAUGUGCGUUUAUUCACCACCAUUGUCAGAUUCGAUCCAGUGUACCACCAACACUUUAAGUGUAACCUUGGCAUGAUUAGACACGACUAUCCAUACCUCCACGACUGGUUGCGUUUGUUGUACUGGAAGAUUCCUGGUUUCAAGGAGACCACCGACUUUGAGCACAUCAAGUACCAUUACACCAAGUCACAUGUUGGUAUUAACCCACACGGAAUCACUCCUGCUGGGCCAGUGCCCAACAUUCAGCCUCUCUAG
Sungouiella intermedia is the source of this 987-nucleotide messenger RNA. The record is from the annotation of a GenBank genome assembly. NCBI's taxonomy places the organism in Eukaryota, Fungi, Ascomycota, Pichiomycetes, Serinales, Metschnikowiaceae.